GUUCGAUUCAUUCGUCACGGCACAAGAAACCAUUCUUAAUCACUCGCCCUUUCUUCCUCCAUCAGUCCAUCUCACUUUGGUUCCUUCAAGAAACGAAGCAUCAAGAAAGAGGAGAGGAGAGGAAAAGCAAGUGAGGUUUCAGACUUCAGAGGUGCUCUGGAGGAGUUUGGUCUCGAUCAUCAUCUCUCUGAAGCCUGAGAGAGUUUCAGCUCCGAUUACCACUUGACCAUGGCGAGCAAAUACAGAGGCUACUACCACGACGAGGCAUCGUCGGCCGCCGGCGGCGGCGGCGGCGGCGGCGGCGGCGACGGGUACAGGAGGGAGAAGCAGGUGAGGAAGAAGCGGCUGACGGCGCAGAAGAGGAAGGAGAUCAAGGAGGCGUUCGACCUCUUCGACACCGAUGGAUCAGGUACCAUUGAUCCAAAGGAGCUCAACGUCGCCAUGAGAGCACUGGGGUUUGAGAUGACACCAGAGCAAAUACACCAGAUGAUCGCGGAGGUGGACAAGGACGGGAGCGGGACGAUCGACUUCGACGAGUUCGUGCACAUGAUGACCGACAAGAUGGGCGAGCGCGACGCCAGGGAGGAGCUCAACAAGGCCUUCAAGAUCAUCGACAAGGACAACAACGGGAAGAUCUCGGACGUGGACAUCCAGCGGCUGGCCAUCGAGACCGGCGAGCCCUUCACGCUGGACGAGGUCAGGGAGAUGAUCGAAGCCGCCGACGAGAACGGUGAUGGCGAGGUCGACCACGAGGAGUUUCUCAAGAUGAUGAAGAGGAUAGGAUUUGGGGCCGGGUUUUUUUAGCUCAGCAAGCAGCUAAUUAAUCACUAGUGCUUCAGUAAACACAAAAUAAUGUUUGGGGAGGUUUAGGCAUGAUGUACCGACUGGAUGGCAUACUAUCACUAUGUACAUAUGUAGGUUAAGUUGGUACCAUACCGCCUUAUGUUUUGCAACUGGUGUUUUGGUGACUGAGACGAUGUACAUAAUUGUACAGCAGUACAGAUACCAAGGUAGAUCAAAUAAACACGAGAUUGUUAUUACUCGAAGAAAACAUUGGUUUGAUCUGCUAUAUCCUACUACAAUUUGAUAGUAAGCUUUUUUUUUUUUCAA
Messenger RNA from Oryza sativa Japonica Group (Japanese rice), 1110 nucleotides. The record is from RefSeq and is a predicted model, not a curated record. NCBI's taxonomy places the organism in Eukaryota, Viridiplantae, Streptophyta, Magnoliopsida, Poales, Poaceae.